UUGAAUUUAUGGCGGUUUUUUUUUCAGCUUUAUAAAACUCGUGUUGAUUUGGCUCUCAAUGAUGUUUUCCGAUGCAGUGAAGCACUGUGGCGGAAAAAAGCACCAGUGGAUGAACGAUUUCUUGAAGCCGAAGCAGGCGUACUCUUGAGCGGGAAAGGUUUUUCGCUGAGCGCAGUGCCUCAGAUUGAGGAUACCGGUGUACAAACUGAAACAGAAGCAGAGGUGGUAUUGCCAUCAACGGAUUGCCAGCAGAUGCUCAAUGAACUGGCAGCAGAAACAGAGAAACGAACGCGUCUGGAAGCGGAAAGGGCCUUUUUGAAUCAGCGUAUCGUGGAUCAGACAUAUUUCAAUGCUAAGCCAGCAAUAGAUGUUGGUGGAACACCUACUUUCACUCAGCUUAGUGGCGGAAGUUCGCUUUCGAGUACCAUGGUUUUGUCUUCUGAUAGCCUGGAAUUGGCCUUCGCCAAUGCAGUUUCCGAUUAUAUAAAGCACAAAAAUACGAAAAAGUUAGCGGCGGACUUCAAGGAAGCAUCAUUGCGAUCGCGUGAUACCAAAAUUCACUCACUGUGGGAGCAAGUGCUUGCUCCUCUACGCAACAUCCCAGCAUCGACAUGCACAUCCGUCGAGCAGUUUCGCUCGUCAGUCCCCUGGAUGAAGCAUGUCGUCGAUUCCACGUUGGAAUUCAUGCACAAAAAACACUACGCAAAUGAGGAUGGCGUUUACGGUAUAAACAAUCAUCCAGUAUGGGAAGUUGUGUAUCAUUGCCUGAGAGCCGGAGAGUUGGAAUCAGUGGCACAAAUAGCCAACUCACAUCUACAGAAUUUACCGACAUGUGCUGCUGUAACAGUCGCUUUAAUUGAACUUGAAAAUACCAAAAAGCUUUCUGCGGAGAUGAGGAUGAAAGUAAAGGCGGAAUGGAGUUGUGAAUUGCGCUCUUGCACUGAUGUUUACAAAAAGGCUGUCUAUUGUGCAUUACUGGGUGGCGACGUAUCCGAAGUUUGCGAAAAUCUAGAAAAUUGGCUUUGGCUUAAGCUCUAUCCAUGCAGUGUCGAUCCCUCACUUUCACCUGGCGUUUUUCACGAGCUUCAGCGUCUUAUUACUCUCGAUUACGGCGAAAGUUAUUUUGUUGGCAGUGAUGGGAAUUUUCUGCUUUAUUUUCAAGCGCUGUGGCUCACAGGGCAGUACGAACGAGCGAUCAGUGUACUCUGCAAACAUGAGAAGUUGCUCCACGCGGUACACAUGGCGCUGUUGUUGAAUGUCAAUCAAAAACUAAUACUUACCAGCGACAUCACUCAUCCACUGCGUUAG
Gongylonema pulchrum is the source of this 1308-nucleotide messenger RNA. The record is from the annotation of a GenBank genome assembly. NCBI's taxonomy places the organism in Eukaryota, Metazoa, Nematoda, Chromadorea, Rhabditida, Gongylonematidae.